ACAGUCAGUCGAAGGCUGACAGCAGGUUCCGGGCGACCUCGCCCCAUCCGCCCGGCUCCCGGGACGGUCGGACGAGCAGCGCCGACAGGGACGGAGGGGGAGAGCGGGCGGCCGGAGCAUGGAGGCGGCGGUGAUCGGGGAUGCGGCUUUGUUACACUCAGAGCAGAAGCUACACCAAGCCGCCAGGGUCAAUGACGUAGUGACCAUCAGGCAGCUGAUCCUGGGCAAGGUGGACAUCAAUGCCAGGAACUCGGCGAAUCGCACGGCCCUGCACUGGGCGGCCAUCGGCGGACACGAGGAGACGGCAAACCUCCUGCUGGAGCACAACGCGCUGGUGGACCGCUGAGGAUAAGGUGAGGGUCACCACCCACACGCGCUUUGCCCGGCUGGCACCGGGGCCUCAGGGCAGCGGCUCUGCCAGAAGUUCCCCCAACCCCCCGGCCGUCUCCUCCGGGUACCGGUCCCUCCCGCCUGCCUCACGCCGUUCUCCACCUCUUCCCUUCAGUCUGGAAUGACGCCGGUUCUACACGCAGCCAGCCAUGGACACCUGAAGCUCCUCCAGAUGCUGGUCAAGGCUGGGGCAACCGUGAUGGCCAGGAACAGGCUGGGGCAGACCUUGUUCCACUGUGCUGCCCAGCGAGGACACCUCGGAAUUAUCCGCUAUGCUGUGGAGGAUCUGGAGGGGAUCCCAGUUGAUGAUCCGGACCAGAGCGGGAAGACGCCUCUCAUGUUGGCUGCUGUGAACGGGUGCUCGGACGUGCUGACCUACCUCCACAGCCUGGGCUGCGAUCUCCAGACCAUCGACAAGGAGUCCAACAACGCCCUGCACCUGGCAUCGGGACGGGGUCACGCUGAGCUGUUGGGGUACCUGAUGCACGGGAUUCACUCCGACGCACACAACCAGGACGGACUCACGGCGCUGCACUCCUCGCCGCCCGGUGCCGGGCAACUUCGACUGCGUGAGGGCGCUGCUGGGCAACGGCUGCCAGGUCAAUGUGGCUCAGCUCUGUUCAUUUCUUCCCGACAAACACCGAACUCCUGCUUGGUCCCCCCACAGCUGAACCUCAACCCCUGCACUUCUCCAUCAGUCAGGGGCAUCAGGACGUCUGCCACCGUCCUGUUACAAGAGGGGAUCGACGUGAACGCCACAGGUAACAAGGAUCCCUGCCUCCAUCUUGCUGUGAAACACAACUUCCCCCCGCUGUUCCAGUGCCUGAUUGCUGCCGGCUGUGAUGUCAACAUCUGUGACCAUAGGAGGCAGAGCGCGCUGCACGUGGCAGUGGAGAGGCGCCAGCCGGCCGUGGUGGAGCAACUGCUGAGGGUCAACAUCAAUCUCCACCUUCAGGACCAGCAGGGGCGGACUGCGCUGGACCUCGCUGUCCGCAGCCAGCACGCUGCCCUGGCCGACAUGAUCAUCAAGGCAGAGCGGUUCCACGCCCGCCGUCUGGGUGCUGAGGCACAGGCGGAGGGCGGAGAGGGGCUGGACCUGUCCUACAGCCGCGUUCGGGACCUGACCAGGGUGCGGUCCGUGCUGUGGACUCUGGCCACCAGGCACCAGAAGCCGGGCCACUGGAAGAGACUGGCCCAGCACUGGAACUUCUCGGCCAAGCACAUCAAGGCUCUGGAGAGCCAGUGGACAGGCAGCGACAGCUACAAGGAGCACGGCUACCGAAUGUUACUCAUCUGGCUGCACGGCGUCGCCAGCGCGGGCAGGCACCCCAUCAAGGAACUGUACGAGAGCUUGGUGGAGAUUGGAAGUCCUGACCUAGCAGAGAAGGUGCGGCGGCAGGCGAAUGCAGAGGGGGAAUCGAGCAGGAGAUGCGUGGUGGUGUGAGGGCAGUGUUCGGACUGUGCCUGCACUGUGGGAUAUUGGGCAUGGGCCACAAAGUCUUCAGGAACUGGUUGAUUGGUGGAAGGAAGCUCUGGUCAACGAUUACAUCCCAGACCAUGGGACGAUGUGACGUAGGCAAACGGUGUUGGUGAACGAGCACAGACCUGGCUGGGCGUCAGUUGUUCCUGCCAACUCCUGGAUAAUUUGUGAGGUCCCAACUGUUAUAAAUGGAUUAAGGAUUGUCGGAAUUAGGAGAGGAUGGAUGGAAGUGUAUCUAUACGUGGCUACAAGUGAAGGUGAAUCAACUCCAUUACAAUUCAUUGUCCCUCCAGUGAGGAUGAAGUCUCCUCUAACCUGCCCUUAUUGCCUUGGGAGGGAGGGAGAUUAUUUCAGUACCUAACCCAUGCUGCCCCGGGCUGUGAAUGCUUGAUGGGACGGUGCAGGAGUGUUCCAACCUGAGCUGUCCCUGCCCUGGGAAUGCUUGAGAGGACAGUGUAGAGGGAGCUUCACUCUGUGUCUGACCCCGGGAGUGUGUGGUGGGACGGUGUGGAGGGAGCUUCACCCUGUGUCUGACCCCGGGAGUGUGUGAUGGGACAGUGCAGAGGGAGCUUCACUGUGUCUGACCCCGGGAGUGUGUGAUGGGACGGUGCGAAGGGAGCUUCACUCUGUGUCUGACCCCGGGAGUGUGUGAUGGGACAGUGCAGAGGGAGCUUCACUGUGUCUGACCCCGGGAGUGUGUGAUGGGACGGUGCGAAGGGAGCUUCACUCUGUGUCUGACCCCGGGAGUGUGUGAUGGGACAGUGCAGAGGGAGCUUCACUGUGUCUGACCCCGGGAGUGUGUGAUGGGACGGUGCGAAGGGAGCUUCACCCUGUGUCUGACCCCGGGAGUGUGUGAUGGGACGGUGCGGAGGGAGCUUCACCCUGUGUCUGACCCCGGGAGUGUGUGAUGGGACGGUGCGAAGGGAGCUUCACCCUGUGUCUGACCCCGGGAGUGUGUGAUGGGACGGUGCGAAGGGAGCUUCACCCUGUGUCUGACCCCGGGAGUGUGUGGUGGGACGGCGUAGCGGGAGCUUGACACUGUGUCUCACCCUGGGAGUGUGUAAUGGGACAGUGUAGAGGGAGAUUUAUUCUGUUUCAAAGGCCAUGGUCUGGGAGGGAUGAUGGCAUGGACGGGGUGUGUCCAGCACUACCUUUGUGCUUUUCGAUAAACAUUAAAGUGUGUCGCCAUGGAGCUGGACUUGUGAUGUGUGCGGUGGAGAUCUUUCUGCUGGAUUCCAUGGAUCCUGACACCGGUUCUGUUGGUGGUUUUGCAGCCUCCUAUUUUAAAGGGCAGAUUUACCGUUUGAGAUGGGAUGUGUGAGCUCUGAUUUGCUUCAGAUGGCGUUUUUGAAGUGAUUUUUGGAUUUGGGAGAGAAAUCAUCCAGUCUUAAGCCAAUUCACUUCAUGUGAUAUCAAGAAAUGGCUGAAGGGCCAUUUCAUGUUAACAUAUGGGGCGACCUGUCCUGGGCCCAGCACACACAGAUGCGAUCACAAGGAAGGCGCGCCAGUGGCUUUACUUUCUUAGGAGGUCAAGGAGGUUCGGCUGGUCACCAAACACUCUUACAAACCUCUACAGAUGUUACUGUUGAAAGUGUCCUGACUGGUCGCAUCACGGUCUGGGACGGCAGUUCGAAUGCGCAGGAAUGUUAGAAGCUGCAGAGAGUCGUGGACUCUGCCCAAUGCAUCACGGGCACAUCUCUCCCCACCAUUGGGAGUAUCUACAGGAGGUGCUGCCUCAAGAAGGCAACAUCUAUCUUCAAAGAUCCCCACCAUCCAGGCCGUGCCAUCUUCUCACAGCUCCCAUCGGGCUGGAGGUACAGAAGCCUGAAGUCCCCACACCACCAGGUUCAGGAACAGCUACUUCCCUUCAACCAUUCGGUUCUUGAACCAACCGACACAACCCUAAUCACUACAGUUUAGCAACACUACGGCCACUUUGAUCACUUUGCACUAAAAUGGACUUUUUUUUCUUUCGGAUCGUGUUCUUUCUUGUAAAAAAAAGUGUAUAAUUUGUGUUUAAUUUAUUCCUUGUGAAUGCUGCUCAUCUGAUGCUCUGUGCCUGUGAUGCUGCUGCAAGUAAGUUUUUCACUGCACCUGUGCACACACGGACUUGUUCAAAUGACAAUAAACUCGACUUUGACUUUGGACUGCUGGACUGGACAACAUCCCAGCUUUCAGGGGAGUGGGAACUGGGACCCCAGUGAGUUUAA
Molecule: messenger RNA, 4080 nt
Organism: Pristis pectinata (smalltooth sawfish)
Lineage: Eukaryota; Metazoa; Chordata; Chondrichthyes; Rhinopristiformes; Pristidae
Product: ankyrin repeat and death domain-containing protein 1A-like
Exons: 14
Coding region: 512-1834 (440 amino acids)
Biological process (GO): signal transduction
Molecular function (GO): protein binding
Source: RefSeq, a predicted model, not a curated record